Parnassius mnemosyne (clouded apollo) is the source of this 3039-nucleotide messenger RNA. NCBI's taxonomy places the organism in Eukaryota, Metazoa, Arthropoda, Insecta, Lepidoptera, Papilionidae. The record is from the annotation of a GenBank genome assembly.
AUGCAACCCCCGCCUAGAAAGAGCAAUUAUACCAAAUUUUUGAAGAAUCUCCACACGGAGCAGAUCUCUAAGCUACACGCUAAGAACCAGCAUGAAUGCGACUUAUUAGAAGACCUGCGCACUUAUGUCAUCAAGCGUUCUGCUAUCGAAAAAUCAUAUUCAGAGGCACUGUUGAAAAUUUCUUCAGCCUAUCUGAACAAGAAGAUACCGAAUAUUCCAGACAUAAAAGUCGAUGGGGCCGAGGAGAAAUGGAAUAUGUGGAACGUGUGGCGCACCGUGUUAGAAGAAAACGAGAAGUUAGCACGCGCACGUCUGGCAGCCGUCGAAGUUUUCCAGCAACAGAUUGCCGAUGAAGCGAAAUUCCUGCGGCAGCACAAAUUAAAUGUCGCUAAAAAGUGCACCGAUUCGCUAGCUCAAGCACAUAAAGAGCUUCAAUUGACAGUUGUGGAAGUGGAUAAGACCAAGAAGCUAUACUUCGAUGAAGAACAUACCGCACAUGACGUCCGGGACAAAGCCAAGGAUAUUGAGGAAAAGUUAAAGAAAAAGAAGGGUUCCUUCUUUCAAUCUAUUACAUCACUACAAAAGAACAGUGCAAAAGUUUCCUCGCGGCGAGAUCAACUUGAGGAAAAGUCAACGGGGGCCAGAAAUGACUAUCUCUUGAGUAUCGCCGCGGCUAACGCUCAUCAGAACCGCUAUUUCCUGGUAGAGCUUCAGACAUGCAUGCAAAACAUGGAAUCAUCCGUGUACGAAAAAGUAUCGGAUUAUCUUACUCUUAUGGGUCGUACGGAACUCUUGACUUGUUCUGCCACGCAGCACUCUUUUGGCAAAAUCAGAGAUCAGGCUCAACAGCUGACCAGAGAAUACAACUUACAAUGCCUGUACUUAUACUACCCAGUUCUAAAACAACACAUUCAGUAUGAGUUUGAGCCAUGCGACAAUGAUCCAGUGGACACCGUAACCAUGGAGCACGAGUCAGUAUCGCAAACUCUUGCACAAGAAGCUCGUCGUUGGGCUACUCGUGUGGUGCGCGAGACUGCACUAGUAAGAGAUGCUACGCGCAAACUGCAUCUUUACCAAGCGAUGCGGGACGCUGGACAAAAAGUCGAUCCAAACGAUCCAAAUGGACCAGAACUAGAAGUGAGAAUGGAUGAACUUCGAUCAAAUAUUCGACGUUCUGAAACAUCGAAAGCUAAAUAUGAAGCUCGGCUUGAGUGCUUGAGGAACAGCGGUGCACCGGUAGAUGAAUGGCUCAAGGAAAUUGAUUUAUUGGCAGUACAAGAUACACUGCCACGCAGCAGCAGCCUUCUAAGCGUCCGCACCGAUGCAUCGGGUGCAGCUGAUCAACCCAGUUCGGAUUCACUUUAUGACAGUGACAAUACUGAAGGGGAAGCAGCCACUUCAGCAGCUGCUACCGUUGCCACAAGUGGACACCAACGCACUACAUCUGAUUCACAAAACGAAGAUGAACAAGAAGAAGAAGUGGAUGAUUCGGAGUUAGAAGAGGAUCGCAUGCGUAUAGAACAGUUAACGGUUGGUUGGGAUGAUCCAACGCAAGUCAAUUGGGGCGAAUCGGAACCGGAGGCUACUACUGCCCCUGAGACAACUGAACCACCCGCUGCCCCAUUGUACAAAUGUACAGCUUUAUACUCUUAUACGGCCCAAAAUCCCGAUGAAUUGUCGAUUAUUGAGAAUGAACAAUUAGAGGUGGUUGGUGAAGGCGACGGUGACGGCUGGUUGCGUGCUAGAAAUUAUCGUGGAGAGGAAGGAUAUGUACCAAAUAACUAUCUUGAUGUGGAACGAGAACAGGUUUCAAGCGCACCAGGUUUGGUUACGCAGAUAUCAUUCUCAUCGGUGGAUUAUACAGUUGAAGGUGAAGACGCGGAGGUUGUACAAUCUCCAGACCAGAUUUCUGUGAUUUCGGCACCAACCGCUAAACCUGAAGAGCCCAAAGUCGAAGAACUACCAAAGACAGAAGCCAGUCAACCUGAAAAUUUGCCAACACUCGGCUAUUGCUUUGCUCUUUACGACUACGAUGCAGAUGCUUCUGAUGAGCUAAAUCUUGAAGAGGGACAGAUAAUUCGUAUCGUUUCCCGCGAUGCACAUGGCGUGGACGACGGUUGGUGGCGUGGAGAAGCGAAUGGUGUUAUCGGCAACUUCCCCUCAUUGAUAGUUGAAGAAUGUGAUGAGAAUGGCGAACCUCUAAGUGGUUUAGAAGAUUGGACACCACCAAGCUCUGCUCCUCCCGUUUUCGUGACACCACCCAGAUCGCCACCUGAUGCAGGCUAUGAUGAUGAGGUGAUCAUGGCAGACAACAAUAAUAGCAAGGGUGCCGCACCUCCACCGGCCGACCCCCCACCGCCUCCGCCAGCUGACCUCGACGACUCUAUGGACAGUCAACCGGACUUCAGCUUUAACUUAGAGCUAAGUCACAACCAGCAUGAACAAUACGACUUGCAAUUUUCCGAACAAGAACAAAGCAAAUCGUCUGCGCCUGCUGUUACUAUCGUCGUCGAUGAGGUUGUUGGUGAAAAUAUUGAGGAUGAGGAAGAAGAGAAGCAGGCACCGCCCCAGCCGCCACCGCCGCCCCCGCUUCCACAAGCAUCACAACCACCGCCACCGAGCAAACCUGUACCACUGAAUGUUGAAGCCGGUGGGAGCGGCUGCGGCCUGGGCGUGGCUCAAAUAGUGAUCACCGCAGCGACGCCAAUGGUUGAGGAGCCCGACCAGCCUUUCCCGCCUCCGGAAUCCGAGCCCGAGCCGCAAGCCGAGGAAAACGAAGACGAAGAAUCGUCUUUAUCAGAGCAAACCGCCGUUUGCCUCCGCAACUCAGAAGAUGGCCCGGGCUAUUCUGCCCCUCAUCCGGCCUCCAGUUCCACAGCAUCUGAGGGCGAGUCUCCUGGCGCCUCCGUCGCCUCUGGACCCCCCACCGCACCACAAUCUCCCCCAUCAGCCCCACACGGCGGGCGUGCCUCUAUUCCCGACGAGCUUGAACCCGCGCAACUAGCGAGGCUUACCGACCUUAAGGAAUCCAAUGCUUAG